Molecule: messenger RNA, 2014 nt
Organism: Candoia aspera
Lineage: Eukaryota; Metazoa; Chordata; Lepidosauria; Squamata; Candoiidae
Gene: GAL3ST3
Product: galactose-3-O-sulfotransferase 3
Exons: 3
Coding region: 244-1641 (465 amino acids)
Biological process (GO): glycolipid biosynthetic process
Cellular component (GO): membrane
Molecular function (GO): galactosylceramide sulfotransferase activity
Source: RefSeq, a predicted model, not a curated record
CAAACUCUCCAAAGGGUUUGAACCUUGCUGUUUUCCAGGACAGAAAGUUUCAGCUUGAGUUUAUUGACUGAACGGAUUUUGCAAAACGCAGUUCCGUGUUAAGCCACGGUAUCAUGUAACAUCCUUGAGUUUCUAAGUUGACCCUGUUAGUGGUGUUAAUUUCCAAUAUGUGAAGAUACUGGGCAUUUGAGUCUGCGUAGAACACUGUGCCCUCUGCUGUGAAAGCUUGUCCUCUAAAUACAUAUGGUCCUCCAUUGGCUUGUCAGGGCCCGGCAUUGCUGCUGUGGAAUCCGAGAGUGCCUGACUGCUGCCAGUGUCCCAUGUGGGCAGGACUGUGCGUGGAUCAAGCCCCCCAGCAUGGCCUGCUCUGGGCCGGUGUUACCCUACAGCCUCAAGAUGAUUUCUCGCAAGAAGACCCUUCUUCUCUUCCUGCUGGCGUUCAGCACCGGGACGCUUCUCCUGCGCCAGAGUGCCCACCUCAACUGGUUCCCAAAGUCUCCUCCCUUCAGCUGCGCACCCUGGGUCUCCCCGCACCCGAAGCACACCGCCGUGGCCUUCCUGAAGACCCACAAAACCGCUAGCACCACGGUGCAGAACCUCCUCUUCCGUUUUGCGGAGCGGCAAAACGUCACCGUGGCCCUGCCCCACCAUGCCUGCGACCAUCAGUUCUGCUACCCCCGCAACUUCUCGACGCGCUUCGUGCACCCAUACACCGUCCCGCCCCGCCUCAUCGCCAGCCACCUGCGCUUCAACCACGAUGAGCUGCGCCACCUCAUGCCCAACGACACCGUGUACAUCACCAUCCUGCGCGAGCCGGUCGCCAUGUUCGAAUCCCUCUUCAGCUACUACAAUCAGUACUGCCCGGCUUUCCGACGGGUGCCCAAUGGAUCCAUGGAGGCCUUCCUUAACAACCCGUACCAGUACUACCAUUCCCAUGAGAAAUAUGCCAUGUAUGCCCACAAUACCCUGGUGUACGACCUGGGGGGUGACCCCGAACACAGCCCCGAUGACCCCACGUAUCUCCCCAAGUUCAUCCGCCAAGUAGAAGGCAUUUUCUCUCUGGUCAUGUUGGCGGAGUAUUUUGAUGAAUCGCUUGUCCUCCUCCGCCAUCUCCUGGCCUGGGACCUGGACGACAUCCUCUACGUCAAGCUGAACAUGCGCAGUCCGGAGUCCAAGCUCAACAUCACCUCGGCCCACGUGGCCGCCCAAAUCCGCGCCUGGAACGCUCUCGACGCCGGUCUCUAUGACCACUUCAACGCCACCUUCUGGAGGAAGCUCAGCAAGAUGGACCGUGGCUGUCUCCAGAAAGAAGUCCACGCUCUUCACCGGGCCUGCGAGCGCUUGGCACGCCACUGCUUUCGGGGCCAGCCCCAGCUGCGGCCAGCCACGCAGAUCAAGAACAAGGACCUCCGGCCUUGGCAACCCAGUGCCAAGGUGGACAUUGUGGGCUACGACCUCCCGGGCUCGGGGCCCCAUCUGGAUGAGCAGUGCCUCAAGCUCGUCAUGCCCGAGGUACAGUAUUCUCGUUACCUACUACGGAAGCAGAGCCUCAAAAACCGGCGCAGGGCUGUCCCCCAUCGGCCUCUCUCGCCCCGGGGACUUCUGCACCCACCUCGGCACCCUGCUGUCAAAGCUUCCUGAGCAGGAUGAUGGGUGGAGAUGCCACCAGGUAGAGAUGCCCUGCACAGGGAGGAUGGCUGGUGAAGUUCCCAUUUCAAUGAGCUGUGAUUUUUUUCCCCCUGGGUCUCUGGGACAUUUUGACCCAGUUUUACCCACUUAAAAACUCAGGGCCCAUGCAUCUGGGUGAGCAGGACUCUCCUUUUAGAUGCACCAAAGGAGCUGUCUAUAAGCUGUGGCCCAUUUUCGGCAAGUAGGACUUGGAAACCACGACUGGGUGCUCCAGAUUGUCCUAACAUCUUCCUGCCUCUCAGUUGGGGAACCAAACAAAACUGGGGCUGUUUCCUGUCCAGGAAUGUUCAGGGCUGGUCUACACAGCCUCCCCAUUUCCUGAAAC